Ilex paraguariensis (yerba mate) is the source of this 1917-nucleotide messenger RNA. NCBI's taxonomy places the organism in Eukaryota, Viridiplantae, Streptophyta, Magnoliopsida, Aquifoliales, Aquifoliaceae. The record is from the annotation of a GenBank genome assembly.
UUCCAAAGAUGGAGAAGGUUGAACAUUUUAGCCAUAUACACCCAUUGAUCUGCACGGAAGUGCGCGAGGUCAACUUGUAUAUUCACUGCUACAUGUGCAGAAAGUCGAUCUCAGAUGUUGUGUACUGGUGUGACAAAUGUGAUUGCUAUUUACAUAAAAGGUGUGCAGAACUUCCUACAAAAAUCGAAGACCCCUUACACCGCCAGCAUCUUCUAACUAUGCGUGGAGAUUUUCAAGAAAAUGUCUGUACUUCUCUCUCUUUCAUGUUUGGUUCUCGUUUGUAUCCUGUUAAUGAGGAUUACAGAUGUAGUCUCUGUAGAGAAUCUCGGGGAGGAAAUCAUGAUUGUUUCUUCUAUAAUUGUGUCGAUUGUGAGUAUUAUAUUUGCCUCCCAUGUUACUUGGAGCAACGUGUAAUUAUGUCCGAAUUUCAUGAGCACCCAUUAACCUUCCUAUUUAGGCCAGCUUCGUUUUAUUGUAAUGCUUGUGAUAAGGAAAAUAAUGACUCAUCAUCCUACAUAUGUCACACCUGUAACAUUUGGAUCCACAAAAGUUGUGCUUCAUUUCUUAGUACCAUCCAAUUUGAUGAUCAACAUCACCCUCUCACUCUUGUCAAACUACCUUCAUCUGACUUAUCCAAGUCAACAUACAUUUGCAAGAUAUGUGGUACUAAAAUCUACCCAAGGAAAGAGAAUUGGCUAUAUUAUUGUGCUCUCUGCGAAUAUAGUAUCCAUGUGAGAUGCUCAAUUUCAAGGUCAAAGCUGUUGAGAGAUGGUGAAAGUGAGAAUAAAAACAAUGAACAUCUCUACCAUCAUCUGGUACACUUUCCAUUGACUGAUGAUUUCGUGGUUCUCGCUAGACAUCCAGCUGCACAGAUUAGUCAUGAGGAGAUUAACAGAGAAACAAAUAUCAAACAUUGGAGCCAUGAUCAUCAGCUAAUACUUUAUGAUGGGCAAAAUAACACUGUGACAAAGCAUGAGAUGAAGCACGACAUAAUAUCAUGCAACGGCUGCGUGCAAAGGAUCGCGCUUCCAUUUUACAGUUGUGAUCGAUGCAACUACUUUCUCCAUAUAAGUUGUGUCAACUUACCAGCUGAGUUAGAACGCCCAAAUCACAGUGCCCACCUAUUUUGGCGCUCUCGUGGAACAAAACCUCAUUCUCUCUUCAAAUGCAGAUCUUGUAGUUUAUAUGGCAAUGGAUUCUUCUACGCCGUUGUUGACACCGGUUACUUGGCCUUUUUCAUCCGCGGCGAGGCCCUACCCACGCUUCAUCUCAAAUGUACUUUCCUACCUAAUACUAUUCUGCAUGAAGCCCACGAGCAUCCUUUGGUUCAAAUCAGCCAUUUACGUAUUGAGUGCAGGGCAUGUCACGUCACGUGCCAUGGGAUAGGAUACAGAUGUAAUAAGAAGUGCAAUUUCGGUAUAUGCUUCCAUUGUGCUCUUUUACCACGUACCCUAAGACACAGAUGGGAUGCACAUCCUCUCAUUCUAAGUUAUGCCCCUAUCAAAGACCAUCCUGAUGAAUACUAUUGCGAAAUUUGUGAGAUAGAAAUAAAGUCAGGGUGUUGGAUCUAUCAUUGUCGUGAUUGUGACCAAUCUUUUCAUCCUGAAUGCGUUCAGGAUAAAUAUUCAAACGUCAAAUUUGGAGGCACCCACAAAGUGGAAGAUCACCCACAUCCACUCACCUUUACUCGAAGGGUGAAGAAGGUUACAAAUUAUAAUUGUGGUCACCCGUUUGAUGAUGAAAAGCCACUUUACGAAUGUGCAGAGUGUCAUUUUACGAUUUGUUUGGAUUGUAUUCAUUGAUUCUUUAUGUUUUGCAUUUGGUAAAAAAUUAUUACACGAGUUGUGAUGAAUUCUUAAGUGGAGGGGGUGAUAUCAUGUGUAAGGGAUUGCAGUACCAUUUAACUUCUAAUAUUUU